Molecule: messenger RNA, 2001 nt
Organism: Aspergillus oryzae RIB40
Lineage: Eukaryota; Fungi; Ascomycota; Eurotiomycetes; Eurotiales; Aspergillaceae
Product: Pet127 family protein
Exons: 4
Coding region: 1-2001 (666 amino acids)
Biological process (GO): mitochondrial RNA 5'-end processing
Cellular component (GO): mitochondrial envelope; mitochondrion
Source: RefSeq, a predicted model, not a curated record
AUGUCCGCGAUGAAAACUCGGAGAGCCUUAGCCAAGGAGAAGCAAAAGACGAAAGCCUCGAAAGACCAUUCAGAACAGAAAGAACAGCUCGCUGCAGCGACCCAAGAAGAUCCGACAUCUCGUAUCAAGUCGUCACUCCAAUCGAUCGUUUCUCACCUGGAUUCAACAAAAGCUACAAGUGUAAGAGAACAAGAAAGCCCAAAGAACUUGUCAUUCGUUAUGAGCUCUAUAUACGCAAAGGAGUCCGGCAAAGUUGAAUCGAAAGACCUGCAGUUGAAUCCUUUGGAUGUUGAAACAGCGCCCGUUCCGCGACUCUCUUUUGGCCUUGAAAGGGUUCUUUUCAACCCAGGUGUUUACCAUCUUCGAGACCCCCGGUCUCGCGUCUACAACUUUGACCCUUACUUGGGCCAGAUCAUGCCCGUCACUGAAUUCGAUUUUGAUGCUUUGAAGGACUAUAUUACCUCUUCCAAGGACCACACGCUCCGGGAUAUAGCGGUGAAGGAGAAAAAGAAGUACAUAGGAUCAUCUUCGAGCAUGACCUCCGUGUUGUCACACUUUCAUUAUCUCCUUUCCGCAUGGAGGGGAGUUGAUAUUCGAACCUUGUCCCAGGGCUUUCCGGAUAAAUUAAGAUCCUUUACACGUCUCCUGCGUGCUCCUUCAGCCAUGUUUCUCCGGUACCAAGAUGGGGUUUAUGCCAUCGACGCUGACAAAGAGUUUGAGUCUGCCAAUAUUCUAAUGAACUUGGGAAAGUCAAUGGAGAAACUCCUUACCUUACCGAAGGAUGAUUUCGAACGCUACAGGCGGUCGAGUGAGAACAAGAUCUCUGCCGAGGAGGAACAGGCUAUUCCCGAGUCCUAUCAUUAUUCUACACUUGGUGAUUUCCUCAUGAGAUCUCAGUUGGAUGCGUAUGACCCCAGGCUUCCUGGAACUGGCAUGUUCGAUCUCAAAACGAGGGCUGUAGUCUCCAUUCGGAUGGACGCCCGUAACUUCGAACGUGGUCUCGGUUAUGAAAUUCAAAACCGCUACGGCGCAUUUGAAUCCUACGAACGCGAGUUUUACGACAUGAUCCGAGCGGCUUUUCUAAAAUACUCUCUUCAGGUGCGAAUUGGCCGUAUGGAUGGUAUCUUCGUUGCCUUUCACAACAUUGAGCGUAUCUUUGGAUUCCAGUACGUCAGCUUACCGGAAAUGGACCAAACACUACAUGGCCAGUAUGACACGGCAUUGGGUGACACAGAGUUCCGUCUGAGUCUCGCAUUGUGGAACAAAAUUCUAGACAAGGUCACGGCGAAGUUCCCCGAAAGGUCCAUUCGUCUUCACUUUGAGACCCGAGACGCCCAAACUCCGUUCAUGUACAUCUUUGCCGAACCCGUCACUGAUGAUGAGAUCCACUCUAUCCAGACCAGGAAUCAGGCUGAAAUUGAUGCGUAUCAGCGACGGGUCUUGAAUCUAGCUCCCUCCGAGGAAGAAGACGUACCAUCCACGGAUGGUAAAGAAGAGCUUCAGCCAUCAAGCAGUUCUGAUAAGCAAGAAAGGUCAGUUGAUGAAGAGACGAGAUCAUCAGAAGUUGGCCCCGACGAUUAUGAAGCGGAAUAUGACUCAUCAGCGCCACUUGACGAGGCUUUCAUUUCGGAGGUUGAAAAUGAAGUCGCGGAGAAAGCUCCUAACAAUGGCCGCGAGUUACUUGCAAUGACUCUUGUGACCAAGAACUUUGUCAACGGUAGAAUCGUUGACCGGCCCAACGACUUGAAAACAUACGACGAAUGGAAUGUCGAGUACGAACUAAGCGAAUUGAAAGGGGAAAAAGCACACGCCUUGUAUGCAGCAUGUCAGAAACGUCGGGAGAAGGCUCUCACAGGCCGAGGAGAGGAUGAACAAGAUGUCGCAAACAACGUAUACAUCCGGCGACUACGGGAGAUCAGCAAGAAGGGACGAGACUACCGCAGGAAUGAAAACAGGCUGGACAAAGCGAAUGGCAUCGUUGUGCUGGACGAUUCAGCCUAA